Messenger RNA from Vicia faba (fava bean), 495 nucleotides. Lineage: Eukaryota; Viridiplantae; Streptophyta; Magnoliopsida; Fabales; Fabaceae. The record is from the annotation of a GenBank genome assembly.
AUGAGAACUCAUGGUUCUAUCUUUCUUCACUCUCUAACACAACGUCGUUCAACAUCACCUUCUUCCACCGUCUUCUUCAACUCCUUCGAUUCCGCGAUGUUGUUCCUCAUCUCCAUAGCUCCGCCUCCUGCCAUCUCUGAUUCACCAAACUCUCUUCUCCGUUCGCAAUUCCUCAACCUUCUUACUUUAAAUUUUAUUCGAUCUGCCACCAUGGCCACAUCGUUCAUCACUCUACCUAGUCUCUCGAUUUCGUCCGUCUCCCUCUCCUUGGUCAGCGACAUCGUCACCCCUCCGAUUUCGUUUCGGAUUCAACAUCUUUUCACUUCAAACAAAAGGACACGCACAACAGAAGGCGAUGAGAAAAAUACAAAUUCAAGAAUAUUACCUGCCGGAGAAAGUCCGACGCGUGUUCAAAGUGAAGAAUCAGUUGUUGUGAGAGUUAAAACAGAGGAUGCGUACGCGUGUGUUGAUGCUGAUGUUGGGGUUGCGAGAUGA